Messenger RNA from Kockovaella imperatae, 1542 nucleotides. RefSeq lists its product as hypothetical. Gene Ontology annotation, molecular function: polyubiquitin modification-dependent protein binding. Gene Ontology annotation, biological process: ubiquitin-dependent protein catabolic process. Lineage: Eukaryota; Fungi; Basidiomycota; Tremellomycetes; Tremellales; Cuniculitremaceae. The coding region runs from base 164 to 1471 and encodes 435 amino acids. Gene Ontology annotation, cellular component: cytosol. The transcript has 7 exons. The record is from RefSeq and is a predicted model, not a curated record.
GUUCUGGGGUGGUGCCACAUUUGGACCUCUCUCCAUUUUCUUUUCUGCCUUGUCGGGUGGCGGCCGGAUCGUCAUCGUCAGGCCCCCCUCAUAUUGAUCUGUCCACCUUUCUCUCCCACCUCACAUCACACUCCGUACAUCGAUCUCUAGACGUGUACAGACCAUGGCAGAAGCUUCUUCGUCCUCUGACGUGAUCAAAAUCACUGUCAAAGGCCCAUCCGAGCUCAAACUAUCGAUCGAGAUUGACCCUUCAAAGACCGUAGCAGAACUCAAAGAGGUCAUCGCGGAGAAGAGCGAUGUAGAGAAAGAUAGGCAGAGGUUGAUCUAUUCGGGCAAGGUAUUGAAGGAUGAAGAGCAGAUUUCAACCUACAAGAUCCAAAACGGACAUACUCUCCAUAUGGUCAAAGGAGCCAACAAGACGCAAGCUGCUGCUGCUGGCGGUGUUACUGCGUCUCCGGCUGCAGGAGGAUCAACGUCUCAAUCUCAGCAGCUCCCUCGAAUGGGGACAGGAUUGAACGUUGCAGGUAACCCAGUCGAUAACAUUGAGAAUAUACCUCAUGGUCUUGGCGGCUUCAACCCUUUCGCCAACAUGGCUGGACUGAAUAAUCUCAAUGACCCCAACGCCAUGACAUCCAUGAUGCAGAACCCUGAUUUCCUCAGAGAAAUGAGCAACAUGAUGUCCAGACCCGAAGUCUUGGACCAAAUGAUCAACUCAAACCCCCAAUUGGCACAGAUGGGACCUCAGAUAAGAGCAGCCAUGCAGUCGCCAAUGGUCCAGCAAAUUCUUCGUGAUCCAGAAGCUCUGAGAUCUAUGAUGGCUAUGCAGGCUCAGAUGGGAGGCGGAAAUCCAAUGGGAGGAGGAGGAGGAGCGUUCGGGAAUCCAUUCGGAGGAGGACUUGGAGGAAAUCCAUUCGCCGCUUUGGGAGGUGGUGCCGGUGCCAGAGCGGGGACGGAAGGAUCAAAUACCGCCGAAGACCCAUUUCCGAACCUCUUUGCGGCGGGUCAAGCUGCUCAAACGGGAGCUGGCGGUACAGGAGCCGGGGCACGAGGUGGAGGGGCAGGGGCAGGUGCCGGCGGGAAUCCCUUUGGAGCUGUCAACUAUGAAGCUCUCACUCGAGCCAUGAUGGGAGGUGCGGGCGCCGGCGUUGGAGCUGGAGCUGGGGCUGGGGCCGGAACUGGAGCUGCGGCUGGAACAGAGGGCAAUGCAAUGGGUCAGGCGAACCCUUUCGCCAUGUAUCAGAACAUGUUCGGCGGGAUGGGAGCUGGCGGAUGGGGAGGCAUGGGAGGAUUCGGUUCACCACCACCUCCGGCUGAUACGAGGCCGCCUGAGGAGAUCUACGCGACGCAAUUGGGACAAUUGAAUGGCAUGGGAUUGUGGGAUGCGCAGAAGAACAUCCGCGCGCUCCGAGCCACCGGGGGCAACGUUGAAGCUGCGAUUGAAUUGAUAUUCUCAGGAUCAUUAGAUCAGUGAAGGAGCGCCUGACAAGGCAGACAAAGUUCCAUGCCUGGUCUCUUCGUCCUCACAUGCAUGAUUGUACUACA